Molecule: messenger RNA, 2485 nt
Organism: Mustela erminea (ermine)
Lineage: Eukaryota; Metazoa; Chordata; Mammalia; Carnivora; Mustelidae
Gene: KCTD6
Product: potassium channel tetramerization domain containing 6
Exons: 3
Coding region: 1021-1734 (237 amino acids)
Biological process (GO): ubiquitin-dependent protein catabolic process; protein homooligomerization
Molecular function (GO): cullin family protein binding
Source: RefSeq, a predicted model, not a curated record
AUCUUUAUUCCUGGCAAAUUUUUCGGAAUAUUUGAUUUUUCUUUGUCUUCAUUAAGUAAAACAGGUCCAUUUGAUGCCCAUUUCAAGAUUGUCCUUCUGCUGCCUGUCUUGUGGUCAUUUAACUUCUCAUUAAGCCCUCCACUGGAGACUGUGCCAGAAGAGAGAGAAGAUGAAAAGCAAACGAAUCAUUUUCUAAUUGUUAGCAGCUCUGAAAAAUGAUUUGUAGAAGAGAUUGACAUUAUCCCGGAAAUUCUUUAGGAUUAUGUUUUAUUUCAUUCAUCUGUAUUGUCUCUGAGAUGUUCCUAAUAGUCAUCAGUUUAGAAGCUGAUUAUCCAGCUAUUGGAUGACCAGGAAUCUAACUGCUUUUUGUUUUGUUUUGUUUUUUUUGUUUCUUGCCGUAUCUGAGCAUUAAGCAUCUCCACAGAGGAUGUCUGGAAGUAAGGAGUAGGGAUAACACUUAAACUGAUCAAUACUAUUUUUUUCCCCUUAGAGCUCUUAGUGAACGAUUUGAUUUUUUUGGACUGUUUAGUUAUUGUUAUUGGGAGUGACUUAUAGUAACUUCAUUUUAUUUUGAGUAUCUGUAUCUUAUACACAAGUGUAGGGAGGCUUUUGGGUGCUUUUUAAGAAAUAUGGGCUUAAAUAGAUUCCCGUAAUUGCUUUCUUGAAUUAUUAAGCUUGAGGUUUCAUUACAUCUUUGUAUCAGAACAGAACCUGGGCUUUUGCUGUGGAACAGAUUCAAAGGCAUCAUCUAACUUUCUUUUUAUGAUUAAGAAGUUAUAUUGUUUUGGUUUAGCAGUAAAAAAGGGGGAAGAGGAUUAAUAGUGGACAGACCUUGCCUAACAGCUGUAACAUUGAUGCUGUCUUGAUUUUUUUCUGUUGUCUUUGGUCUCCCAUUUCUCAUUUAAUCAUUCGUGUAUUCCUGGAUUAGAGUUCUUUGCUUCACUUAAGGCAGAGGACACCAGCCUUCAGUCACACUAUUUCCCUGGAACCUGGGCUCCCCAAGACGCAGCGCUGGAGCAGAUGGAUAAUGGAGACUGGGGCUAUAUGAUGACUGACCCAGUCACGUUAAAUGUAGGUGGACACUUGUAUACAACGUCUCUCACCACAUUGACGCGUUACCCGGAUUCCAUGCUUGGAGCUAUGUUUGGGGGGGACUUCCCCACAGCUCGAGACCCUCAAGGCAAUUACUUCAUUGAUCGAGAUGGACCUCUUUUCCGUUAUGUCCUCAACUUCUUAAGAACUUCAGAGUUGACCUUACCCCUGGAUUUUAAGGAAUUUGAUCUGCUUCGGAAAGAAGCAGAUUUUUAUCAGAUUGAGCCCUUGAUUCAAUGUCUCAAUGACCCUAAGCCUCUGUAUCCUAUGGAUACUUUUGAAGAAGUUGUGGAGUUAUCUAGUACUCGGAAGCUUUCUAAGUACUCUAAUCCAGUAGCUGUCAUCAUAACACAGUUAACCAUCACCACCAAGGUCCAUUCCUUACUAGAAGGUAUCUCAAACUAUUUCACGAAGUGGAAUAAGCACAUGAUGGACACCAGAGAUUGCCAGGUUUCCUUCACUUUCGGACCCUGUGAUUAUCACCAGGAAGUUUCUCUCAGGGUCCACCUGAUGGAAUACAUUACAAAACAAGGUUUCACGAUCCGCAACACCCGAGUGCAUCACAUGAGUGAGCGGGCCAACGAGAACACAGUGGAGCACAACUGGACUUUCUGUAGGCUGGCCCGGAAGACCGAUGACUGAUCUCAAAGCCUGGGAGGAGUUCCUGGAAACGGACUUUCCAGGACAUGGAAGAGACUUUUUUUUUUUUUUUUUUUGUUAAAUCACAGUGUGGGUGUUUUUUGUUUGUUUGUUUUUCUUUUUUGUUUUUUUAAAUAUUUGUAUUUAUUUGAAGGCAGUGAGGACCAGAAGGAAGAUUUGUGCUUUAGCAGACUCCUGUAUGUUUUGUUCCCUUUACCUUGAGUAUGCAUGUGCCUGUUUGGAGCCUCCAGAUACCUUUUUUAUAAAAAGAAGUAUGAAAAUCAUUAUGGUAUAUAAUCUACUCUUAACAGAGCUUUUUUUAUUACAGUGCUACAAUGAUUUCUGAUUAAAUGGUCCCUAACUCAACUAGAAGGUUAAAAAUGCAGGAAUGAAAGAAUAAACAGAGUACUCAUGAUGCCUUUGAGAAAAAUCAAAACAUCAUGUAGGGUGACCUAGUUUCCAAACCAAUAAGCAGUAUUGUAAUAUUAAAGGAAAACUGUUCCAAUCAUUUAAAAGUACUUGUUAAGUACUGCUUUUUACAGUUAUGACAACUGUUUCUUUCUAUGCAUAUAAAUCAAGCAACCAAAUAUCUGUAGCCAUGGAAAUGUCUGACUAGAAAUAUUUAUAUUGGAUUCUGAAUACAAAAUGUCCCUGUGGUAGAACUCUUACUUCUUAUGCCUGGUGCAGUAUAAUUCCCAAGUGUACUGUCUACCAGAAGAAAAAAAACCUAAUAAAAAACGAAAUAUGAAAAUUA